Molecule: messenger RNA, 793 nt
Organism: Solanum tuberosum (potato)
Lineage: Eukaryota; Viridiplantae; Streptophyta; Magnoliopsida; Solanales; Solanaceae
Product: lachrymatory-factor synthase
Exons: 2
Coding region: 97-615 (172 amino acids)
Source: RefSeq, a predicted model, not a curated record
CAUUACUAGCUGUCCUUAUAUGACCUUGGAGACACGUGGCAUACAGAAAAUUCCAUAUCAUACAAACUUUAUUUAUAUAGAAUAAUCUUCCAACAAAUGAAUAAAUUGGAUCUAAAUUCAUCUUCUACAAUGGAGCAACAAAAGGAUUCACAACCAAAGUGGGAAGCAAAAGUCUCAACAACAUUACAAAAGGCAAGUUCAAACCAAAUAUUUUCUCUUUUCAAAGAUUUUUUUGGCCUAAACAAAUGGUUUCCUAGCUUGUCAACAUGUUAUGGCAUCCACGGCGAAAAUGGCGAGGUCGGUUGCAUACGAUAUUGUACCGGAUUCUCUCUCCCUCCGGAGAGUGGUGGUGUUGUCACCGGAGAAGCCCCGGUGAGCGGUUGGUCCAAGGAGAGGUUGGUGGCUAUUAAUCCAAUUGAGAGGAUAUUAAGUUAUGAAAUGGUGGAUUGUAACAUUGGGUUUAAGUCAUACUUUUCAACGGUCAAGAUUGUUCCAAAUGGAGUUGAUGGUCAAGAUGGAUGUGUGAUUGAGUGGUUUAUCACCGUUGAUCCAGUUGAAGGGAUGAGAUUGGAGGAUUUGGUCAACAAGUCAGAAGUUCAGAAGUUUUUUAUUUAGGAAGGAGAAUGGAAAGGAGAAAAUCGAACUCUUACCAAUAAGGUGAGAGUUCUGUAGUUAGUAAUUGAAUUACUAAGAUUCUCCAUUCAAAAGUUUUUUUAUUUCCUAGGUCAUAUGAAUUCAACUUAAUGAAUUCACCAGACACAAUUAAUAGAAAUCAUGUAGCAUUACAUUUAAA